Molecule: messenger RNA, 4264 nt
Organism: Rubroshorea leprosula
Lineage: Eukaryota; Viridiplantae; Streptophyta; Magnoliopsida; Malvales; Dipterocarpaceae
Source: the annotation of a GenBank genome assembly
CCAGCCAGGACAGAUAAAUAUGGAAGAUGAUUCGGGUUUGUCCGAUAUCUUGAUGUGCAAAAUGUCCGCAUGCUGGAAAGGGAGUUAGAUCAGAUAAAGGUAGGAGGGAUCAAGAUUCACGUAAACCAACCAAGAUUUGAUAGGAAAGCAAAAAUACAGAGGGACGGAAGCCAAAACAAUGCCGGAAAGACCAUCAGCUUUGAAGCAAAUAGAAGAGCAGAUAUGACUUAUGCAGACAUCCUUAGAGGCUCAAAGAAGAAUGGACUUGGGAGUACACAAGCCACUGCUACAGAACAACUUAUACAAAACAAGGACAAGAACAGAAAAGCCAUUCACACGACAAAAGGAAGAAAGGAAUGGAUAGCAAAAAGCAGAGAUUCCAAAUGGAGAGGAUGGGAAUUCAGAGCUGAGGAAUCAGAUUUUGAAUGGGUGAAAGGGAGUUUUGUGGGGACAGCCCGAGCAGUAGAAUUAAUCGCAACAAUUCAAGAGAAAUUCUACAUGGAGGGAUAUUUCUCUAUUUCACUAAAACCAAUGGGUGGGAAGCUUGUUUUACUACCAUGGUCACCGUCAAUGGUUGCUACGGAGAGGUUUACGUGGAUAAAAUGCCAAGGAGUUCCUCUACAUGCAUGGGGACCCGAAUUCUUCCAUGAUCUAAGCAUGAUAUGGGGAAAAUUUAUCUCCUUGGAUGAUCGUACAAGCAACAAAAAAAGAUUUGAUGUUGGUAGAGUCUUGAUUUCUACACCCUGCAUGGAGAUGAUAUCAAAGAAUCUCACCGUGAAGAUAAAUGGAGAAUUCUACAAUAUACAGUGCACGAAGGAAGAACACUCCAACAAUCUGUUUACUUUGAGGUCUAAUUUUGGGAUUAAAAACAAGUCCUGCAGUGAUCAUGAUAGUGAAUCUUGGUCACUUGGGUCAGUAGAAGCAGCAGGCUCCGUGAAUGGGAUGCUUGAAAGAUCUAAAAAUCGCUCUGAUACUGGAGAUGAAGAAGACAAUGACAUGGCACCUUGGCAUGAACGGGAUGAGGAAGACUUGAAGGAAAGGCAGUGCCAAGAUAUGUGGUCAACUCAAGCAUUAAAUGAGGCAUCAGAAAAUUACACUUCCAAGGAGAGAAAUUCAAAAUCUAGGCAUGAAAUGAUGGGGGAAACGUCACAUGGGGGUGGAAGAAUGGGGCUAACGGCUGUAAAUUUUGAAAUAAGUAAUGAUGCAAGUGGGAUUAACGAAGUGGAACCAAUUGAAGAAAAUUGUAGUUGGGUUGAAGAAACAAUAGUUGAAAAUAGGUUCUCGGUUGGAAAUGAACCAAAAAAGCAACAAGAAGGUGGAUGGAGGGGCGGAGAUGGACAGCAAUACUGGGACGAUGAGACAGUGGAUGAAGGGGAAGGUAGAAUCAAAAACUUAGAAGAAGAGCAGAAGGACAAAGGCAUCAAAGGAAAGAAUGAAUUAUGGAGCAAACUGGGCAACAUUGUUAACUACAAAGACACAGGUGUGUGCGUGGGAGGGGAUUUUAAUGUCACUAUCUCACAGGAAGAAAGAAGAGGGUGUCGAGGCAUACAGAAGGAGAUGGAGGGUUUUGAGGUGUUCAUAGCAGAAACAGGGUUGAUCGACUUACCAAUGAUUGGGAGAAGGUUUACCUGGCAUCCGAAAUUCAAAGACAAAGUGGCAGAGGUGUGGAGAACAAAGGAGCUCCAAGGAAUAGGUGGCUUUAUUCUCAAAGAGAAACUAAAAGCAACUAACGUAUAUCUGAAGAAAUGGAGCACAGAACACAAUAGUGAGUUGAACAAAACAAUAGAAGAAUGCAAGGAAGUGAUACUCCAAAUAGAUGUGAAAGGUGAAGCUCAAACAUUGAUUGAAGAGGAGCUGGAAUUAAAAAAGAAGAAUGAAGUCAAUCUGUGGCAAAAAAUGCAGAUCAAAGAUUGCAUGGUGAGAGAAAAAGCAAGAACUCAAUGGCUCAAACUCGGAGAUGCAAACUCAAAGUUUUUUCAUCAAUGCAUCAAAGGCAGAUGGUGUAGAAAUGAAAUUAACUACUUGGAGGUGGGAGGCACCAAACUAAUGGAGAUCACAGAGCUAAAGGAAGGUGUCAUGAAGUACUUCCAGGAACUAUUCACAAAAGAUGAUUGGGAAAGACCAAUAUUGGAGGGAAUUGAAUUCAAGAAGGUCACACUUGAGCAAAACAUAAUGCUGACUGCACAAUUCACAGAAGAAGAGAUAAAGGAAGCUAUGUGGGACUGUGACAGUUCAAAGGCCCCAGGACCAAAUGGAUUCAAUUUCGGGUUUCUCAAAGCAAUGUGGGAGAUAGUGAAGGAUGAUGUUGUAAAAUUCGUUGAAGACUUUCAUACAAGUGGAAGAUUAGUAAGAGGCUCAAAUGCAUCUUUCAUUGUUCUAAUUCCAAAAAAGGAGAACCCAGUACGAAUUGAGGACUAUAGACCAAUUUCGCUAAUCAGAUGCAUGUACAAAAUUAUUGCAAAACUACUUGCAAACAAAAUGAAGAAGGUGAUGGAGGGGUUGAUAAGCGAACAACAGUUAGCAUUCAUACAAGGGAGACAGCUUCUGGACAGUGUAGUUGUGGCCAAUGAAACCAUCGACAAGAUUAAGAAGAAGAAGAAAAAGAGCCUCAUCUUCAAAAUUGACUUCAAGAAAGCCUACGACAAGGUUUCUUGGAAUUUCAUAGAUUAUAUGCUGAUGCGCAUGGGCUUUGACAAUGUUUGGAGGAAGUGGAUUAUGGAGUGUCUUCGCUCAAGCACAAUCUCAGUUUUAUUGAAUGGCAGUGCAACAAAGGAAUUAAGUGUGAGCAAGGGCCUGCGACAAGGCGACCCUCUCUCCCCCUUCUUGUUCCUUAUAGCCGCUGAGGGCCUUUCAAAACUAUUAGCAUCCGCUGAAAAAAAAGAUUUGUUCAAUGGAAUUACGGUAGGCUCGAAGGGGCUGAAAAUUUCUCAUCUCCAAUUUGCGGAUGACACUAUCAUUUUUGGAGAGGCCUCGAAAAGAAAUGUCAAGGCAAUUAAAAGUAUCUUGAGGAUCUUUGAAAUGGUUUCGGGACUCAGAAUCAACUACAACAAAAGCAAGUUGUAUGGAAUGAAUAUAGAAGAGGAAGUCUCUCAACGUUGGGCCAUAUUCCUGAAUUACAAAACGGGUAAACUACCGAUGACCUACCUAGGCAUGCCAAUUGGAGCAAGUUUGAGAAGCAAGGACACAUGGGCAGAACUGAUAAACAAAAUAGGGAGGAAGUUGGCUGGCUGGAAAAACAGGAUGUUUAAUUUAGCGUUGAUGGGGAAAUGGUGGGGGAGAUUAGUUAAUGAGCAAGGAGGCUUAUGGAGAAGAGUGCUCUUAGAUAAAUAUGGAGGGGAAGGAGGAAGCUGGGGAGAAUGGAUAACAGAGGGGCAGAACAGGGGAUCUAGAUGGUGGAAAGAUGUUUGCAAAAUUAAUGAGUUGAUUGAGGGAAAACGGGAUUGGGUGAAGUCGGGUUUUAAGUUGGUUAUAGGAGAUGGUGCUAAGGUUUCCUUUUGGAGACAAGUGUGGAUGGGAUCUCAUAGCUUAGAUGUAAUGUUCCCUCAAUUAUCUUAUCUUUCCACAGAUAGACAAAGCACAAUGCAGCAAAUGGGAGAAUGGAUAGGUGGUUCAUGGAGAUGGAGAUUAAAAUGGAGGAGAAGAUUAUCAAUAAGGGAACAGGACCAAGAAACACAGCUUCGGAGCAUCAUACAAAAUGUGCAAAUUCGAAAAGAUGUCGAUGAUAGAUGGUGGUGGAGAUAUGAAAAAGAUGGUGAAUACACAGUAAAAUCAGCAUACAAGAUGCUAACAACAACAGAAGAAGGGGAUGAAAUCAAAUGUCUUAAGAGAUGCUGGAACUCGACAAUCCCAUUGAAAAUCUGUGCUUUUAGUUGGCUGUCAGUGCUUGGACGUACACCUUGCAAGGGGUUUCCCAUGCCAGUGGGUUUGAUGAUCGGAACAGUGAGAUAUGGAGAAAUUGCAAAAGAAGACAAAAAACCCAACACGGGUGUGGUGUCGACACAUAAAUUUGGUGUCGACACCAUACGGGUCCUGCAACCAAUUAGAGAGGCAGAACCCACAACCUUCCAUCCUUCACUUGAUCCACCGAAAGAAUCGAGCCUGAAUGAGAUUGAAUAGACGUCCUACAUCCACUGCCUCGUUGUUAAACAUUCCCCAUCCCUGUUAUUGCCACUCUGUUUUUCCUUUUUCUUGCUGCAGCGUCUCUUAAGCAGGAUAUCGGGUCCUGUAUCCAGUCAGACCAUGAAAAUAGACAGCAUUUCUUCCU